Molecule: messenger RNA, 2523 nt
Organism: Vicia faba (fava bean)
Lineage: Eukaryota; Viridiplantae; Streptophyta; Magnoliopsida; Fabales; Fabaceae
Source: the annotation of a GenBank genome assembly
AUGGUUUGUCAAGAAUCUUCAUCCACGGUUGACCUUCCUGCUCAUUCAUCCUCCUUUGUUGAGUCCAGCUUCCGUGAACUCGACGACGCAUUCUUGCAGACUCAAACCAGAAUAUGGCUAGGAGAAGUUUUGCAGAUAAGAUUGGAUGAGAAUUUCAUUACAUCUGAAUUACUUGCUGAUGGAGAAUUGCUGUUUCAAGUAUCAAAAGUAAUCUGGAAAUUGCUGUUGGAAAAGCAUAUGGAGCUUAGGCACAUAAAAGCAUACAAAAAUCAUCCAUUUUCUUCUAAGAGAAACAGUGGCAUAUAUAGGCCUUAUUCAAAUGUUGAUUCUUUUCUCAAGAUCUGUAAAAUUUUGGGAUUGAUUGGGAUUGAUCUCUUCACUCCGUCAGAUGUAGUUGAGAGAAAAAAUACUCGAAGAGUUUGUAUGUGUAUACGUUCAUUCUCGAAAAAAGCAAGGUCUAUAAGUAUAAAUGUUCCUGAUUUUGAUAUUGUGACAUGUAUGGUAGCCAUGCCCAAAGAUAUGGUUGGAUGCAUUCGCAGAAGCAUAGAGUUGUCUCAAAGCAUCAAUGUGGAUUCUUCUAGCCAACAGUUACUGAACCCUGCAACACGAAAAUCUAGUCAGGGUUACUCAGUUACAAGCUCCAAUAGGGAUUAUGUGACAUAUUCAGACUCUGCUAAUGACACAGAAAUCAUGCAUCCGUUUCCUGAAUUACAUGAUGAUGAUGAUGAUGAUGAUGAUGAUGACUUGUAUGAGUACAAGUCAGAGAUAAGCUACAAUAUACCAUCUUUAAUGGGUGAAAGUGAUUUUGUGUCCAAAGAUUUAGAUCAAUUGGAUACUCAAAAUCAACCGAGAAAUGAGAUUUUUAAUGAUGAAUUUGAAUUGUUAUCUUCAUUGGAAUCAUUAGAACAUCAUUGCUCUGACAAUAUAGGACAAGAAUACGAUUGCAAUCUGAUCUGGGUGUCAUCUUCUUCUUGUGGAGAUCAAAACGUCGAUGUAAUUGGUACGAAAUCUCAUUUUGAUACCAGAGUAGAGCGAGUUCAAGAGAGUAGGAUCAUAGACUACGAUGACUUUGAGCAUGCUUUGCUUAGAAAUAGCACUUCUGUCACCGGGACUCCUAUAAAUGACAGAACAUCAGUUAUGGAUGCUACACCAUUUGCAAAAAAUAAAGAAGACUCUGAAAUGAUUGGUGAAGUAAAUAGUAUACCAAAUGUACAUCAAAGUGUUAGCUCUUACGGUUUAAACACAACUCCACAGACUGUUGAAAUAGGUAGAUGUUUCGAUAUUUCUGAUAAUAUGGAGGUUCUGCACGUAGCUGGCGUAAGCUGUGUAUCAAGGGUGCCAAUGAAUUUGGGAGAUUUAUUUGAUGCAGAGACUAAUGAUCAGAAAAUUGAGUGCUUUGAAUUAUACAAUGACAAGAAUGAUCAUUGGGACAAGAUAGAAGAAUAUGAAGCUCAAGACAUAAUGAAACGCAAGGAAUUGGCAUACGGGAUUGCUUCUAGUGCAAGAAAUUCAUAUUCUGUAAAUAAAUUUGAGGAAAUUGAGCAUUCAUUAUAUUCUCCUGAUUGUCACUCCUGCAAUACUAAUAUUUCAGAUAUACUUGAACCUCAUAGCAAUGACAUUAGCUCAACCCUACUGAAAAAUUAUCUAGCAGAUGAAGUCAUGGAGUCACAAGUUGAGUCAAGAUGCUCGGAUAACGCUAAUUGCAACCAAUCCGAGGAGCUUCUGUCCUGUCACUCUUAUCAUUUGCCUGAGUUUUGCAAAUGGGAUCAGAAAGGAAAAAGUGCUACAGCCUCAAAUAGAGUGAAAGAUAGCCAAAGUUCCUCAUAUGUUUUGGAAGAUGUCUCUCAUAAGGAAUCUGUGCCACCUAGUAAACAAAAGGGUUCUGAAGUUAUGAUGUCCAAUAUUCUGUUGUCUUGCGUACCAAGCAAAGAAGUAGAUAAAUAUGAAAAAGAUCCAUCUCAAGAUGAUGAGACUAAAGAUUCCAGUGGCAAAGAUGUCGCAACAGCUCGAGACAUUGGAGAUGGAGGUCCGAGAAUACUAGAUAUCAUAACCAAUGAUGUUGUAGCUCCUACAAACUCUGAAGUAGAUGUAUCUCACAUUGGAUGUGGCGCAACAGAUCAAAGCUCAAAACUCGAACACAACGAGGCUCAACAAGCAUCUCAAUACGACAAGGAUCAUAUUUACCAUCCAGAACAUUCUCUGGUGCAUAUUAAAUCAUGCAAUUUUGUUAAGCAGGAAGAAGUAAAACCAGAAGAUGAGACAGAAGAAGGUGAAAUAGAAAUACCAAAAUCAGAAUCCCAAAAGAAGCUACUGUUAAGAUCAGUCUUGGGUGGUGCCACUGCUGUUGGUUUGUUAUUCAUGUUUCUCAACAGAAGGAAGAAUGGUGGAGAAAAAGCUGCACAACCAAGUAAGACAUCUAGUCAUAAAAACAAAGAGAAUAUUCAGAAAAAUUCAACCAAGAAAGUGAAUAUGAUAAGUACAAUAAAAGAGGUUUAUCCAGGUGAAAAGCUCAAGUUAAAGUGA